AUGCUGAAAUCUGCAGUUAGACGCCUCAGCGACACUGGAACUGGGAACCAGUCAACAAUGAAGCAACUCGCUCUCCUGCUGCUCCUCAUCUCAGUGACCGGGGCGACCCCUUGCGCCGAGAGCGUGGGUGCUGCUGAACUGAAACUCGCCAUCCGUGACCUGGUGGACAACUGGGAAGACACGUCCUGCUCCCAGAGUGGCCAGAGCUACCCGAGCCUGCCCCGCAGCUGCAAGGAAAUUAAAGCCACCCGGGCCGGGGCUGGAGAUGGGAUUUACACCCUGCGCACCGAGAACGGCGAGACCUACCAGACCUUCUGCGACAUGACCACCAAGGGGGGCGGCUGGACCCUGGUGGCCAGCGUGCACGAGAACAACGUCUACGGCAAGUGCACCAAUGGCGAUCGCUGGUCCAGCCAGCAGGGGAGUGACGUCAACUACCCGGAGGGAGACGGCAACUGGGCCAAUUACAACACCUUCGGCUCUGCGGUGGGCUCUACCAGCGACGACUACAAGAACCCUGGUUAUUACGAUCUCCAAGCCCAGGACCUGUCCGUGUGGCACGUAACUAACAAGACGCCUCUGAAGGAAUGGAAGAACAAGUCCAUCCUGAGGUACCACACCGAGACCAGCUUCCUGUCCUCGGAGGGGGGGAACCUCCUCAAACUCUACCAGAAAUACCCAGUGAAAUACGGCGCCGGCGUCUGCAAGACCAACAAUGGCCCCGCCGUGCCCGUCAUCUAUGACUAUGGCGAUGCCCAGCAAACUGCCAACUAUUACUCUCCAAACGGCCGAAAUGAAUUCGUCCCUGGCUACAUCCAGUUCCGCGUGUUUAAUACUGAGAAGGCGGCCAUGGCUCUGUGUGCUGGGGUGAAAGUCACCGGCUGUAACACCGAGCAUCACUGCCUGGGUGGAGGAGGGUUCUUCCCAGAAGGGAACCCGGUUCAGUGCAGCGAUUUUCCUGCCUUUGCCUGGGAUGGCUAUGGAACCCAUCAGCACUGGAGCGUAUCCAAGGAGAUGAUUGAAUCCGCAGUGCUGCUGUUCUACCGCUGAGUCCGGAAAGGCUGGGGUGACCCAGUGAAGGACGCUGCUUCGCUCCAGCGGGAGCUGCUC
Messenger RNA from Emys orbicularis (European pond turtle), 1110 nucleotides. RefSeq names its product intelectin-like protein. Gene Ontology annotation, molecular function: oligosaccharide binding. The transcript has 8 exons. The record is from RefSeq and is a predicted model, not a curated record. The coding region runs from base 1 to 1050 and encodes 349 amino acids. NCBI's taxonomy places the organism in Eukaryota, Metazoa, Chordata, Testudines, Emydidae.